AUGGAGGUCUUGAAGCAACUUCAUACUUCUGUCGCCCAAGAAUGUGAGAGAUUGUUUGAUGAUGCAUAUAAAACUUUACGCACGGAUCUUGUCCAACGUGACGCACAGUUGAGGGAAGUUGAGGAACGAGCUAUGCUUGCGGAUCAAGAGCGUCAUGAUAUUGCCUUAGAGAACCAAAAACUUCGCCGCGAGAACAUACUCAUGAGAGAGGAAAUCCGCCGAACCGAUGUCGGUCAAGAGGAUAAUGAGGACUUGGAUAAUUGGACUCAAUUGAAGGAUCGAUACUCACCGGAGCAUCUUCUGUCAGGGUUCAAGACUGGUGAGCAAGGAGAUGGACUCACUGCAGAGGACAGAACGAAGAUUGUCUUGGAUAAAUAUCUGUCCCUCUACGAGGAUUUUCAGACAUUAUUCCAGGCGUCCAGGCACUUGAAGGACAAGAUCAAACGGGAUAAAAGAAAGCUACACUACUGGAGGACUCUUCUCGAUAGAAAAGAAUUCUCCCUUGUGCUCGCCAAAGGCGAGGUUAGAUUCAGGCAGGUUGAAGAUACCCCUGUCAACACGCCUGUUCAUCCCUCAGCAAUGGGAUCAGCCAUGUCAUCUACUGACCAGCCGGUGGAGGCCGAUAGCGAAGCUGCAGCAGGACUUGUACUUCCAACCUCAAAUUUGACUCCAGAUAAAGUCGGUGACAAUCAUUCCGUGUCGCUAAGUCCGGUUGAAGCCGACUUUGAACUGAAUACCGAUCGGAUCCCGCAAGCCAUGUCCUUGGCGCCAGCAUCAACACAGUCUGAUCCUUCCCUUGAUAGUGAUGAAACGACUAUGAUCCCUCAGUUGCCCGGACACCCGACCGCACAGAGAACUCGGAUAUUAAAAAGGAAGCGCGAGCUUGUGCCAGACCCAAAGCGGUUGCACAAACGAGGACUGCCGGCGAACAACAAAUCGGAGCAGCCUAUCCUAAUCAGGAGCGAGAGCAUGUCCUCUAGCCCUUUGCGAAGCUUGACUGGGAACCAAGGGGCUGGCGGAACCCAAGAUUUGGAUGAUAUUGGCGACACUGUGGAAACUCCAACAAAGAGAAAAUCCAACGGACUAGACCUCGAUCCCCUGAGAUCAUCAUCAAAUACGUUGAAGUCUCCACCUCGACGGUAUCGGCAUCGGACUGAGCCGAUACAGAAGUAUCCUAAGCAGCGCACAGUGCUCCAACCGGUGGACAGUAAUUUGCGGGCUGGCAAUGAUCCUUCUAAUAUUCGGCCAGAACAAAAGUCGGCGAAGCCUGCGAGAAGCUCUAGGCAUGCCAUAGGUUCGCUGGCAGAAGACGGCGAUGAAAAUCUGUACCAUGCUCCUCGAAAAGUGCCUAAGAAGCAGCCAUUUGGCGUCCAAUCAACACAUUCGAGCGCCAACAUGAACAGUGUCCUAACUCAGAAGCGGCUGGAUAGCCUUCUUGAACAGCCAUUGCCUUCUAGGCGCCCAUUGGACAUGCCAAGAAAAAAGGGAAUCACUUCUGAUAGAGAAAAGGUCCCGGAGACGACCUCCUACUCAUCCACUCCUCAUACCGAGAACAUACAGAUGGAAAUUCCGAAUGGCGGCGAACGAAGCGAACUGGAUACCAAUAGGUCUACUGCUCCAGGAACAAAUCAACACAAGUCACAGUUUGCUCAGCAUGGAAACCGGCUGUGGGAGCCAGGAACAGCUCCUGAUAUAACCGAUAUCCACCCGGAAGAGGAACCCUAUCGAGCUCGGCCGCCUCACCGACUCGACCUUCGACACUUUAAGAUCAACCCAGAGAAUAAUCAGGGACUGGAUUUUGCAUAUGAUACGGUUGUUCGUCGAAAGGACGAACGAAAGUGUAUGACCGGCUGCACACGUCCUGGUUGCUGUGGUGAUAAAUUCCUUGCCAUGACGCGACUUGGAGGUUCUCUUAUGAACCCGAAGGGUUCAUGCCAGGAGAAAGACGAGCAAAGGAUCUUGGAGGAAUAUCUUGGCGAAGAGAAUCAUAUACUGGAUCAUAUAAGUGUUGAAGAUCGCCAGAGACUUCUUCAUGAGGCCAUAGCUAGAAGUAUGGCUAACACCUACGGUAGACACCGACAUGACCACCACCGUCCAAGCACGCCUCCUGGAUUCUGGCGCACGGAUAUGCCCGAUACUCAGGAAUUAGAACAUGAUCGCGCAAUAGCACAACACCUCGAGAGAGAAAAGAUCAAUGAACGAUACAGGGAGGCGAUGCGAGGUGGACUGUGGAAGUUUGCCGAUGAAUGA
Messenger RNA from Aspergillus clavatus NRRL 1, 2250 nucleotides. Its product is annotated as SAE2 C-terminal domain-containing protein. Gene Ontology annotation, biological process: double-strand break repair via homologous recombination; DNA double-strand break processing involved in repair via single-strand annealing. The coding region runs from base 1 to 2250 and encodes 749 amino acids. The transcript has a single exon. NCBI's taxonomy places the organism in Eukaryota, Fungi, Ascomycota, Eurotiomycetes, Eurotiales, Aspergillaceae. The record is from RefSeq and is a predicted model, not a curated record. Gene Ontology annotation, cellular component: site of double-strand break. Gene Ontology annotation, molecular function: flap-structured DNA binding; damaged DNA binding; double-stranded DNA binding.